AAUAUUAUCCUCAUUACUAAACAACGCGGUAAGCUAAGAGUGCGUGUGUUAGGGCUAGCAGAAUGUGGGACAAAAUUGUGUUAUUCGUUACAAUAUGUUUAAUAACUUUUUUUGUGAGGAAAAUAAUAUCACCAAAACCGAGUAAAAUACAGUUUUAUUCCUAUUUUGCUUUUUUCUACGUGGCAAGUUCUCUACUGGCAUGUGUAAUUUGGCCGUACUUCUUGUUGAGCCCGAAAAAUGUAAGGAAUGCAAAGGUAUCCGCCAAUAUACUAAAGCAUAUAACAAAGUUAUUAGACAUAAAGUGGGAACUCCGGAAUGGCGAUAUCCUAACAGAAGACCGAGGAGCUGUGAUAGUAUCUAAUCAUCAGUCUGCCUUUGACAUCCUUGGCAUGUUCAAUGUGUGGGGAGUAGUUGGUAAAAUGACAGCUAUAGCCAAGAAGGAAAUAUUUUAUGUAUGGCCUUUUGGGUUGGCGGCAUACUUUGCCGGUGUGGUCUUUAUAGACCGCAGUAACGCUAAAAAGUCAUACGAGCAACUGAAGAUCACGUCAGAUGUUAUGGUGAAUCAGAAGGUUAAAAUUUGGCUGUUCCCAGAAGGUACCAGGAACAAAGACUACACUAAAAUGCUACCGUUUAAGAAAGGUGCAUUUGCAAUGGCAAUAUCUGCUCAAGUGCCCAUCAUUCCUGUAGUGUUCUCUCCAUACUAUUUCAUAAAUAGGAAAAAAUAUUUGUUUCAAAAAGGUCAUAUAGUCAUUCAAUGUCUCAAACCUGUUUCAACCAAAGGCAUGACUUUAGACGACGUGCCGAAAUUAAUGGAGGAGGUGCGGACUUCCAUGGAAGCUACAUAUGACCAGCUCGCUAAUGAGGUAGUGGGCAAUUUGCCGAAGAAUUACCAGCACACAACAGUGGGAUAACAAUAGUAUAAGGAUGCUACGUUCACUCCAGGUCUAUAACAUAUAGGAAAACAAGAAAAACUGAACCUAUUGACUUGACUGUCCAAAUUGUAGGAAUGGGUCUCAGAGGACAAUUGAACGCUAAGCGCCUUAACCUGCAUUUAGAACCGAAAUUGUAUUGAAAUUGUGCUCACUGAUUUGUAUGAGCUAUUCAUUAGAUCAAAACUGAUAUGUGUACGAUAUUAACUGAAGAAGGAGAUUGUAGUAUGGAGAUUUAAGAUGAAAUAAAAAUAACUGAUGUAUUGAGAUAAUAAAAAUAAAAAAUAAAAUACGUUUAUUACCAUAACACAAAAAGAGUACAGCAAUGGAAUAAAAAAGUAAGCAAAAUAAGAGCUAA
This is a messenger RNA of Leguminivora glycinivorella, 1287 nucleotides long. Its product is annotated as 1-acyl-sn-glycerol-3-phosphate acyltransferase alpha-like. The coding region runs from base 63 to 911 and encodes 282 amino acids. The record is from RefSeq and is a predicted model, not a curated record. Lineage: Eukaryota; Metazoa; Arthropoda; Insecta; Lepidoptera; Tortricidae. Gene Ontology annotation, molecular function: 1-acylglycerol-3-phosphate O-acyltransferase activity. Gene Ontology annotation, cellular component: endoplasmic reticulum; membrane. Gene Ontology annotation, biological process: phosphatidic acid biosynthetic process. The transcript has 5 exons.